ACAAUAAUACUCACCCUUUCAUUUUCCCUCUCUCUAAAACCCAAACCCUAGCUUCAUUUUUUCCUUCAGGUUUGAUUUGAGCGUUUGCGUUCGCUUUCUCUUUUUCUUUCCACAUUUGUAAAGAAGUUAUACGCAAUUUGGUUUCUCUACUUUAGGGUUUUCCUUUUAUUGAGGAGUUGAUAAAUUGUCGUGUUGUUUUGCUCAAGUUACAUGUGAACUAUUUCCUCAUCAAACGGCAGUGGCAAAGCAAUGACUCCUGGAACUGACAAUGUAUUGAAUUUAAAUGACUUGUACAUUCAAGAAGACGACGAAGGCCAAGUUUCUGAUUGUUGUGCAGUGAAAAAGAAAGCUUCAAGAAUUGUGGGCUGGGGACUUCGCCGGUUCAGUAAAAUAGUUUGUAGGAAAGUUGAGGCAAAAGGAAGAACCACAUAUAAUGAGGUUGCAGAUGAUAUUAUGGCAGAAUUGAGAUCUGCUGUUAAUAAUGGUGAACUUGUAGGGUUUGAUGAGAAAAACAUCAGGCGGAGAGUAUAUGAUGCUUUUAACGUCCUUAUGGCAAUUGAUGUUAUUGUUAAGGACAAAAAGGAGGUAAAAUGGACAGGAUUUCGUUCCGGCAGGUCUGAACAGUUGAACAAGUUGGAGGAAGUUCGCUUGGAACUAUUAAGUAGGAUUGGAAAAAAGACAAAUUUUCUAAAAGAAUUAGAGAACCAAUUUGUAGACCUCCAGAAUCUCAUGUUGCAAAACCAGAUAAGGCAGAAGUCGCAUAAUAGUUCAGAAGGUGUCAACCUGCCAUUUUUGUUGGUCAAGACAAGUCCCAAGGCGACAGUGGAGAUCCAGAUUUCAGAAAAUUUGCAGUUGGUGCAUUUUGACUUCAACGGGACGCCGUUCACUUUGCAUGAUGAUGCAUCAAUCCUCAAGGCAAUGAGACUACGUACUGAAGCAGAAAGAAUCGAUCACACCAUCGAAAGCUCAUUAGACUGUUCGAACACGAGUUUAUAGUAGUCUUUGAACAGUACAAACUAGUCAUUACUAUUAUAGGUAGACCACUUCUUCUAUCCUAGCUAGUCAGGUACAGCCUGCAUUUUUGUAAUCUUUAGGAUGGAAUAGGCAGAUAAAAUCGUCUAGCUGCUGAUCUUUUGUACAGGAAUAUUUAAGUAUCAGAAUACUAACAAACUAGAAAAUGCCGCAGAUAGUUUGGUCAACGCUAACUGUGCAUGGAUGCACAGCAAAUGCAUUACAUAUAGGAAUUGCUUUGCUUCUAAUCAUAACAUAAUAUUCUGAAAGUGGUUUCGUUUGCGAGAUA
This is a messenger RNA of Ananas comosus (pineapple), 1300 nucleotides long. Its product is annotated as transcription factor-like protein DPB. Bases 250 to 996 code for a protein of 248 amino acids. The record is from RefSeq and is a predicted model, not a curated record. The transcript is spliced from 10 exons. Gene Ontology annotation, cellular component: transcription regulator complex; nucleus. NCBI's taxonomy places the organism in Eukaryota, Viridiplantae, Streptophyta, Magnoliopsida, Poales, Bromeliaceae. Gene Ontology annotation, biological process: regulation of transcription by RNA polymerase II; regulation of cell cycle. Gene Ontology annotation, molecular function: RNA polymerase II transcription regulatory region sequence-specific DNA binding; DNA-binding transcription factor activity, RNA polymerase II-specific.